Tigriopus californicus is the source of this 2146-nucleotide messenger RNA. Its product is annotated as DNA mismatch repair protein Msh2-like. Gene Ontology annotation, molecular function: ATP binding; ATP-dependent DNA damage sensor activity; mismatched DNA binding. Gene Ontology annotation, cellular component: MutSalpha complex; nucleus. The coding region runs from base 272 to 2146 and encodes 624 amino acids. The record is from RefSeq and is a predicted model, not a curated record. Gene Ontology annotation, biological process: mismatch repair; mitotic recombination. NCBI's taxonomy places the organism in Eukaryota, Metazoa, Arthropoda, Copepoda, Harpacticoida, Harpacticidae. The transcript has 2 exons.
AAAUGUCUACACCUUGAUCAUGAUCGCCGAUCAGCUGGACAGGUUUAGGGAAGGAAGGAGCUCAAUCGAAGGUCGACGGUCCCCUCGUCCCCUCACAUUGCUUCAAUCCUGUGCCCUGUAGCCGCAGUUAUGGAGGACUUGCCGCAGUUUAUCUGUUUAGUGUUGGUCAGUCCUCAGUGAAUGUGUGAAUCAGUCAGUCAGUCAGUCUGUUAUAGUCGUGAGUGACCAUACCGAAUUAUCCGUUCAAGUAGCAGUCUAAAUUAUUUUUAUCAUGCUCGUGGGCGGCCAAACACCUUCCGAUCGUGGACCAUCAUCGUUUGUGCUGGGUGAGACGACAUUGAAUGGGCUGGACUUAGUUGGAGGAGGAUUGGAAAGCUCGGGUUCUGCUAGGUCGAGGCUUGUCCCCUCUUUGUCAGCGAGCACGCCUCCUACCACUUUACUCUCCUGGUUGUGUGGAAGCCAGAAGACAAAAGGCGGUCGAUCGCUAAUGGAGGCGUGGCUACGCUGUCCUUUGAUUUCAUCAGACUCGAUCCAUUUCCGACUUGAUCUGGUAGAGCUGUUUGUGAACCAGGGUGCACUGCGGCAGCAGAUGCAAGAAUUUCUGGCGGGUCAAAGCGGUGGCGAUCUCAAGGCAAUUUUGCUUCGGGUGGAAGCUAGCACUGCAAACCUGGACCAUGUCUGUCGUCUGUUUAUAGCAGUGGAAACUUGCUUGGCUAUGGUUCGAGAAUUGGCUCUAGCUGCGGCAACGGCGUCCACAACAACGAAGACCCCAAAUCCAACCACAGGGGCCAACUGCGCUCAAAGCUCGAUUCCGAGUAGCGUGAACGGUUGGCUUGCUCCUAUCUACGAUUGUGAAGACAAACUGAAGCAUUUCUUGAACUUCAUGGACACUUUACUUGAUAUUGAAACCAUCAAAAGCAACGGCCAGCUCGAAAACUUGAGAAUCAAGCCUAGUUUCAGCCCUCACAUGAAACAAUUCCAAGACGAACUGACCAAAUUAAGCGAAGAGAUGACGAAACACCGCAAACAAGAAGAAUCCGAAUACGACCUCAGAGAUGGAUCUUUGAAAUUGGAGAAGAACGAAACUUUGGGUUACUUUUUCCGCGUGACUUUGAAAGACGAGAAAAAAAUUCGUAGCCAUCACGGGGUGAGAAUUCUCGAGUCUUUGAAAUCUGGUGUCAAGUUUAGAACCAAAGAGCUGGAUCGAUUAAACAACUUAACUACAAAGAUACAUCAAGAACAAGUUAAAGAAGUUAAAUUAAUCUUGGAGGAAGUGAACAGACUGACUCAAGGUUAUGGCAAAGAGUGCUUCCAUCGAGUUGAGGCCUUUCUGAGCACUGUUGAUUGUGUUGUAUCCUUUGCUAAUAUCUCUAGUUCUGCCCCUCUGCCAUUCGUGAGGCCUAAUGUAUCCGACACAUGCGACUGCAUUCGUCUCGACCACAUUCGUCACCCGCUCCUGGAACGUGUCGAUGGCAUGCAUUACAUUGCAAACUCAAUGACCUUGACCAAAGAAAAGGGUUUCUGCAUCCUUACGGGCCCUAAUAUGGGUGGCAAAAGCACAUUCCUGAAAUCUAUUGGUGUGGUAGUUCUUUUAGCCCAAAUGGGGUGCUUCGUCCCGUGCAGUUUUGCCCAAAUUUACCCAGUGGAUAAUAUUUUAGUUCGAAUUGGUGCAGGGGAUAACCAAAGUGAAGGUAUUUCAACAUUCAUGAAUGAAAUGAUCAAUAUGAAAGAGAUCCUGGAUGUGGCAUCACAAAGAAGUCUAAUUUUGGUGGAUGAACUGGGCCGAGGCACAUCUACGCAAGACGGAUUUGGACUGGCCUGGGCAAUAUCGGAGCAUAUUGCCACCAGACUAAUGGCUCCAUGUGUGAUUGCCACACAUUUUCACGAAUUAUGUUCCCUGUCGGAUAUUCACUCUUCAUCAUUUAACAUGCACUGCACUGCCCUCAUCCAGGACCAGAGAUUCCUAUUGUUGUACAAAAUCAAACAUGGAAAAUCCAGCCAGAGUUAUGGAAUUCAGAUCGCGGAGUUGGCUCAGUUUCCCACCGAAGUCAUCUCUAAAGCAAAAUCCUACUUGCGUGAUUUCGAACAAGAACCUUCGGAGUGUAAUGAAAUUUAUUCUCGCGUUAAAUCACGUAGAAAUGUAUAA